Aspergillus welwitschiae is the source of this 1548-nucleotide messenger RNA. RefSeq names its product F-box protein. Bases 1 to 1548 code for a protein of 515 amino acids. NCBI's taxonomy places the organism in Eukaryota, Fungi, Ascomycota, Eurotiomycetes, Eurotiales, Aspergillaceae. The record is from RefSeq and is a predicted model, not a curated record. Gene Ontology annotation, molecular function: protein binding. The transcript has a single exon.
AUGUCCAUUGCAUCCCCAUCUGAAGGCAAGGGCAUGGCCCUUCUGCCCAGGGAGAUCUUCUGGCUUGUACUGAAGCAUCUCGAACCCGGCGAUGUCCUCCGUUGCCGACGAGUGUGUCAGUCCUGGAACGUCGCCUUUCGAAUUGGCGCCAAUCUGCUUCCAAUGUUAAAGAAACGAUACCCAUUAGCGAGAGAGGUGCGGCAAUUAGACUCUGAAAGCGCAGAAUCACUCGAAACGCCAGAAUACGACAUUCGCAUAUCCCAGAUCUUCGAUAAGGUCACGGCGAAAUACGACUAUCUAAGCCGAGUAACGCCCCAAACAAUGCACAGGCUUAAGCUCUGCGAUGACUUCGGAAUCACAGGCGAGAGGAACUGGUUCCCCGUCCAGCCCUGGGAGUAUCACGCUAGCCAUCUCAUGCAGCGCAUCGAUCGACCCUUCGGCGAAACCUUCUGGUCCUACGACGACGGGCUCCUAGUGUACCCAAGUGCAGACCAUUCAUGUCUCGUCCUGAUGGACAUGGAGACCGACAGGAAAUUCAUGGUCCCAUUCAUGAUCGUCGGGAGAGUAAUACGCCGAGUCCGGCUUCAGAAACGAGUGCUCGUCAUCGAAUGGGCAGAAAACAAAGCCUACCACUGGCUCAACGACAGCGACGGUGUCCACCGACACUUCGCUACCUCGUUCGACGUAAACCAGAAGGAAGAUGGCUGGCGAGUUAAUUUCCGUAACGAAUGGAAAAUCAUGUUCCUCGGACAUCCUCUGAGCGAGCGAGAUCGGUUCUACUCCACCCAUACCCAGACCCAUUAUGCCAUCUACAUCUGGCAACCCAACCGCAGCCUUUACACUGCAGACGAGGACGCCCCUAUUGAGUCCCUCUCCGUAUGGGACAUUUCCAAACCCUCCGAUUACCGACCUUCUCUAGACCCAACAGGUCGCUUGCGAGUCGAGUCCGGAGGAGGAGAAGAAGAUCUCGGACCAACCAUUAUCACUCGCUUCGGGUUCAGAGAACUAGGCUUCUACGGCGUCCGCCAGCGAGGACUCCCAGCAAUACAAUCCCUCAACAUCACCGACGACGAUCAAUCUAUUGAGAUCCUCGAAGGCACAUGCGCGGGCCGCUCACCGCAGGUUCUCGUUCCUGAUGAAUGGGAAUCUGAGGUGUGGGUUACGACUAUCCCAAUCGUUGGCGAGGGCCCGUGCCGACGACGGCGCGCUGACUUUCCGCUGCCGCCGUAUCGAGGAAAUUGUAGCUUGCAGACUAAUCCUAUCACCUUUGCUAUCUGCGAUGAGCCGUGGUAUUCUAUUGUUUGUGAGUCGUAUGAUGAGCAGUCUAAGGUGGGUUAUUGUCUUUACUUGGAAGAACAAAUAUGGCCGGUCGAGACAGCUAUGUUCUUGGCUGUUGGCUCACCUGAGUAUGCACCCGAGCCGGCAAACGUCUUGCCCGAGAGCCUUGUAAUGGAGCUCACGGCGAUGGGGAAGGUUUGUGGGACAGAGGACUAUCUGAUAGGGCAGAGCCACAAUCGUGAGCUUGUUAUUUUCAGGUUUGAUAGAUGA